AUGAUCAAGAAUUAUUGUGUAGGCAUCGCUGGGCUUGCUGCUGCUGUAGCGCUGACUCGCGUAGGUCAUCGUGUGCAAGUAUUAGAGAAGAGUGAUGGGACCAAAAACCGAGGAGGUGGCGGUGUUCGCAUGCCCCCCAACAUGUCAAAGAUCCUAUUCCAUUGGGGGCUGAAAGAGAAGCUACGAAAGAUCGCAUUGACAUCACAACCAAUAUUGUUUUCGAGAUUUGAGAGCGGAGAGCUUCUUGGCACACAGGUCUGGGACAACGAGCUGCUAAGAGAGACACGCGGGGAGUUCAUGUUAACGACUCACAGUGACUUGCAUAGAGUGCUGCUUGAGACAGCACUCUCACAAGGCGCCACGAUACGCACUAACGCUGAUGUUGUUGAGAUUCAUCCUGACAAGCGCGAGGUGAAGCUAGCUUCUGGAGAAGUUUUGACGGCGGAUGUGAUAAUUGGCGCGGAUGGAGAGAACGGGCUGGCUAGACGAAUCGUCAUUGGGCGGCAGGAUCACGGCACGCCGGUCGGGUUGACCAUGUUCGAGUAUGUUACCUUUUUCACUUGCACGUAUUUCCACCUUAUGUUGUGGCUUUGCAGCGCUACAUUCAACACAGCAACUAACAUGGUUUUCAUUGCCUUCGGGAAUGGGUGCUGUGCAGUCGGGUAUCCGAUCCACGCACAUCAAGAGAUCGCAUUUCACUUUCUGCUCCGUGACGACCGGACCGACGGUGCAUGGGGCGAUCCCCCUUCGGCAGACCUAAAACGCCUUGUCCCGAGCCCAUGCGAUGCGAGGCUGAGGAUAGUGGCAGACAACGCAUCGAACGCGGUUCGAGUGGCUGUGAAGGAUUACGGUGACUUGGAAGAAUGGGUGCAUGAGAGUAACACGAUGGUGCUGGUCGGGCAAGCGGCGCAUCCAUUUCCACCUGCGAGCUUGCAAGGGACGGCGAUGGCAGUCGAGGACGCUGCCGUUCUGGCCAAACUAUUCGCACACCUCAGCAGUCCCGAAGAAAUCGGCAGCUUCCUAUGGGCAUUCCAGGACCUGCGGCAUAAACGCUGUAACGAGGCGCGCGAGGCAGAAAUGAGCAGCAUGUUCUGGAUGACGCUCGAGAACGGUGAGGCGCAGAGCUCGCGAGACAAUGGCAUGCGUGAAAAAUUCCGUGCGGGAAAGAACGUCAUGGAGGGCGAGGACGGCGAGGACGAUAGUCCACAGUGGCAGGAGCUGAGAAACACGUUUGGCUACGACUGCGAAGACGAGGCAGAUAACUGGUGGGUGCAGUGGGGCGUGCUGCGGGAGCGCGCAAGAGGCGGUAGCAAUGCCAGCGUGCAAACACCAGGAGAUGGCGGUUUCGAUUGGUCGACGAUGAGCAUUCAGGUGAAUGAAAGCACGGCGGCUGCUACAGCUGUCGAUCAAUCAGUGUAG
Laetiporus sulphureus 93-53 is the source of this 1419-nucleotide messenger RNA. Its product is annotated as FAD/NAD(P)-binding domain-containing protein. The transcript has 8 exons. The coding region runs from base 1 to 1419 and encodes 472 amino acids. Gene Ontology annotation, biological process: secondary metabolite biosynthetic process. The record is from RefSeq and is a predicted model, not a curated record. Lineage: Eukaryota; Fungi; Basidiomycota; Agaricomycetes; Polyporales; Laetiporaceae. Gene Ontology annotation, molecular function: FAD binding; monooxygenase activity.